AGUUGCCGCGAGGUUCUUUGCUCCUCCCAGCGCCUGCCUGCUGGACCCCGCGACCCCCGGAAUUCCGCGGCGCGCAGAAUACUCGAGGGAGAGAGAAAGAGAGAGCGAAGGAAGGACCCCCGUCGCCGCAGGGGGCGCCGGUCGCUUAGGAGUCACGAGCCGAACCGCGGGUCGUCCCGCGGCCAGAAGCGGCGAGGUGCGAUUCCCGAACGGGACUCCGUGGAUCGCCCGAGGGAAGUCACCAGGAGCCGAGCGCAAGAUGGCCCUUCACCCCCGCGCGUUACGGCCCUUGCUGAUGCUGAUCGCAUUCGCUAGUCGAGAUGGGUACGUCGUUGGAUCGAGGAUGGAGGAUAGAUUCGAGCAAUGCUGCGGCUUGGGCGGCUCCUGGGCCAACGAAGGACUCCGCUGCGAGAAGUUCACUGGUCCUGUUUCCGGGGUGCCCAGGAUAGAGCAAGCCCUUUGCUUGGAAGCUGUGGACAUUUGCUGCGUGAGGGCUUAUCACGAGAAACAGUGCGAACUCGGGAAAACCGAGGCCCGGUCAGGAGUGGCCUGCAGCGGCUCGCAAAACACCCCGGCUUCUCGAAGAGGACCUCGCGUCAGCGGGGACUACCAUCGGGAUUGCUGCGAGGGGUGCAAACUUGGCAUCCUGACGGGGUCCAUCGGACAAGGUUGCGCCUUCAACAAGUUCACCUUUGGGAAUCCUUGGGACCCCGCUUUCCUGGAGUGCUGCCACGAAGCUCUGCCUUCCACCACUCCUAUCGACACGACUUGGACCGAGCCUUCCUCGACGGAGACGAGCGAAGACCCUACCAGCUCCUUGGCAGCGUCCCGAAGGACCUCGACGUCGAAUACCUGGGCGACCGGGGACGCGGGGACCACGGGAAUGACCGGAACGUCGAGAGGUACCGGGUCGACCGAGACUUCCGGGAGUUCUAGGACUUCGGAGACUUCGGGAACUUCGGGAAGUUCUGGGACUUCUGACACUGACAAGACUUCCGGAACUUCCGGGAUGACGGGCGCCGGAACUUCCGAUAACGACGAUUCCUCCUAUCCGACUCCACCGACUCCGGUUUUGGACGACAUUUGCGAGUUAAUGAAGGGGAUGCUGUGUACCGAGAUUUGUGUCCCGACCCCGGGCUCUUAUUACUGUUUGUGUCGAGAGGGCGGCGAGCUGCUGGAGGAUGGUAAGACAUGCAGAAGGAAUGCUACCGACAGAUGCGCGGGAACGAAUCCCUGCGAGCAACGGUGCACCGACAACGGGGAUGUCGUGAAGUGCAGCUGCGAUCCUGGAUAUGACCUCGCCGAUGACGGCAGGUCCUGUACACCCGCGACAACGGAGGCCACGACUCCAUCGGAAGAUGAGAACGAAUUGUCACCGCGUUGCCCACCAGGAUAUCGCUAUAACGAUACCACGCAGCUUUGCGAUGACGUGAACGAGUGCACCGAACUCGACUCGUGUCCUCGAGAGAACCAGGUAUGCGUCAACACGUACGGUAGCUACACCUGCUACGAGUUGACCGAGGAGAAGACGUGCCCUGCUGGUUUCAAGUACGACGUGUUCUCCAAGUCCUGCACAGACGUGAACGAGUGUGCGGAAAACAUUCACGGGUGCACGAUCGGAGAAGAGGAGUGUCGGAAUACGGAGGGUGGUUACGAGUGUAUCUCCACUUGUCGACCGGGGUUUCAGUACUCCCCAAUUUCCGGCAAUUGCAUCGAUGUGGACGAGUGCGCCCUGGAUCUGUCGAUCUGCGGAACCGGAGAGCGUUGCAUCAACACUAUCGGCGGUCACGACUGUUCUCCCAUGUGUCCCAUGGGUUUUCAACCUCGCAUCUCCUCGAAGAACGACCUCCAGGAGGAAGAGUUUCUCGCGGGAAAAUUCGAGCCCUGUCAAGGAGUCGAGGACUGCCUCUGCGAACCGAUUUCCGAGUCGACCUGCACGGGGACCAACGGCUCCUUCGUCUGCGACGACCCUUCUUCGAAGACUCCAACGACUACUGAGGAUGCAUCGAGGAUCGAGACGAUGAUCCCCGAAGUCGAGAUUACAACAUUAGAGAAUGGCUAUACAACGGUAGCUACGGGGACUACCGACUCAAUAGAUGUGGUAGGGAGGGAUAUCGUUGAUGAAGGAGUCGGUACCACUACUUUAGUGUACGACACCACGAGACCAGGCGGUGGUACAGCGCGUGGAGUCGCUGCCACGACGUCGGUCUACAGGAACAUUGCACCGAGGGUUGGCAGUAUUCCUGAAAUCGGUUCCAACACCGUAGAGAGCGGUACCACGGCUUUGGAAAGUGGUACGGCGAGACCAGAGGGUGGUGCAGCGCGUGGAGUCGGCGCCACGAUGUCAACUCGUAGAAACACUGCUCCAAGUGUCGGCAGUAUCCCUGAAAUCGGUGCCAACACAGUGGAGAGCGGCACCACGACCCCGAGGCCAGAUGCCGCCCCUCCCAGCGCGCCCACCCCACCCAUCGUCAGGAUCAAACCUUCUCGGGCAAGGUCGAGCAAUCCAAGGCCGAGAGGACCAACGCAGCCCAGACCCACGUCUCGCAGAGUCGGGGACCCCUCGAGGUCGGUGUGGGCUCUGCCAAGGCUGGCCUCUUCGGAGUGCCCCACUGGAUACUCCUGGGACGCAGCUACCAGAAGGUGCAUCGACGUGGACGAGUGUACCAGGUCCCCCGGUUGCCGGGAGUACGAGCGAUGCGAGAACAGGCCCGGGACCUACGAGUGCGUUCCUCUUUGUCGUAGCGGAUGGCUGUACAGGCCCGCGACGAGGAGUUGCCAGGACGUGGACGAGUGCCUUCUGGGGCGGCACGACUGUCCCGAGGGCACCCACGUCUGCACCAACACCGAGGGCUCCUUCGUCUGCACCCCGCUCUCGGCGUGUCGACCCGGGUACGAGCGCGUCCUCAACGGGAGUUGCGUCGACGUGGACGAGUGCCAGGACCAGGAGCUUCAUCGCUGCCGAGCUCAGGACCAUCGGUACUGCGUUAACAGAGACGGAGGGUACGAGUGCGUCGUCAGGCUCCCGGAUUGCGACCGGGGGUACAGGUACUCCUUGACCACCAGGGAGUGCGAGGACGUCGACGAGUGCGCCACUGGGAGGGUCACCUGCGACGUCAGGCUCGGCGAACGGUGCGUCAACCUGCCUGGAAGCUACACCUGCAAGACCCCCACGCCAUACUGGAGGCAGAGGCAACGGCAACGACCUGCGUGUCCCUCCGGGUACCGCUACGAAGCCAGUUGGAGGCAGUGCAUAGACGUGGACGAGUGCAAGGAGGAGCGGAACACCUGUUCAGCAGGGGAGGCGUGCUACAAUCAGCCGGGUGGGUACACCUGUGCGAAAAUUCCAACUCCGAUAACGAGGGUACCCGCGGCAUCGACGCGUUGCGGUCCAGGGUCCCGAUUUGUCCGUAACCGGGGGUGCGUCGACGUGGACGAGUGCCUGGAAACGGAGGAGGCGUGCAGCAGCAACGAGGAGUGCGUCAACACCCCUGGUAGCUACACCUGCACCUGCAAGACGGGCUUCCGGAGAGACAACCUGACCAGGGCAUGCGUGGACAUCAACGAGUGCCAACUCCAGCAGAACGAUUGUCUCCCGACCCAGAGAUGCGACAACACCCUGGGCAGCUACACCUGCAUCAGGUUCCUGCCCUGUGGGACCGGGUACACCCUGAACGCCGCGACGGAGAUCUGCGAGGACGACGACGAGUGCAUCCUUGGGACUCACGACUGCAGCGAAGGCUACCAUUGCAGGAACACUUUGGGUUCCUACAGAUGCGACAGGAAUCCGCGAGGGCCGAGCAACGCCGCGGUCGCGACGACGCCGUCGACGACGACGGCAAGGACGACGACAACGACACCAAGGACGACGAAGAUGCCGAUGGCGGAACCAGUCGUCUCGGCGGUCACCUCGCGUCGAGUUAGACCGGACUUUGCCACGCCUGGGGUAACUUGCCCCAGAGGGUUCGAACCACUGUCUGGGAAUCGGUGCGUCGACGUUGACGAGUGUCAACGGUCGCCUAGGAUUUGUCCAAAACCGACGGAGCGGUGCGUCAACACCGUUGGGUCCUAUGCCUGCGUCUCUAGGUUAAUAUGCGGCCAGGGCUACACCUUGGACCCGAAGGAUGGCCAGCGAUGCAUCGACGUAGACGAAUGCGCCGAGAAGACCCACGAAUGUGGACCUCGUCAGACUUGCGAAAACCGUCAGGGUGGCUACGCCUGCGCUUGUCCUCCGGGACACGUCUCAGGUCCUAACGGGGAUUGCGUCGACAUAGACGAGUGCAGCUUCUACAGCGGCCAGAUUUGCAGCUCGAAUGCUCGCUGCGAGAACACCGUGGGUUCCUAUAGAUGCGUCUGCCAGGAUGGCUUCGAAAAUGUCCCCGGGAAUGGAAACGCCUGCCGGGACGUCGACGAGUGCGAGAAGACGCCGGGGCUCUGUCAGCACGCUUGCGUCAACACCUGGGGGAGCUACCGGUGCACCUGCAAACCAGGGUUCAGGCUGAAUCCCGAUAAUCGGUCCUGCGUGGACGUCGACGAGUGCACGGAGUACAAGCAGAAUGGACUUUGCGUGGGAAUAUGCGAGAACACCCCCGGUAGCUACUCCUGCAAGUGUCCCGAUGGCUACAGACUCGGAAUCGACGGCAGGACUUGUCAGGACGUUGACGAGUGCGAGACCGGCCGAGUAUGCAGAGCGCCCAAUGAGAUAUGCCAGAACACGCGAGGUAGCUUCCGCUGCAACCGGAUAGAUUGCCCAUCCGGUUACUAUCAAGAUCAAGAAAGGAAAAACCGUUGCGUGAGAGCCUCGAGAUAUUGCCUGAGCGGCGACUUGUCAUGUCUGCGAUCACCCUCGCACUACUCCUACAACUUCAUCACCUUCGUCAGCAUGCUUCCUGUUCCACCUUCGGGACAGCUGGAGCUCUUCACCAUGAGGGGUACCCAUCAUUCCGAGUCGACGAUCCGAUUCAGCAUGGCCCUGGUCGCGGCGAGAGCUCCUCCAGGAGUCACUCGAGCUACCGAAUCCUGCUUCGCCCUUAGGAGGCCAGCUCCUUUCCAGGCCAUCCUGGUCCUCACCAGGAGCAUCCAAGGCCCUCAAGAGGUGGAGCUCGACCUUAGCAUGGAGAUCUACCACAACUCCAUGUUCGCCGGGAGCGCGGUGGCGAAACUCUUGAUUUACGUUUCCCAGUACGAAUUCUAAAGCGAUCGGCACGAGACUUCCAAGUUAACAUUUCUGCUCCGCCGAAGGCCCGCAAUGAGCCGCGCCGAAAACCUCCGCAAGGUCUGCAAGGGUCUUCCUUGAUCGGUUUAAGAUUAAUACGCAGUCGGCUCACGAUCUGCAGAAUAGUUUGCAUAUGGUCUGUAUGUCAUUUGUAUCGGGUAUGUCGAAUUUAUAUGCACAUCGCGCCAAUCCGAGUUCAGAGCGAUAAGAUCAGUAAUCUUAAAGCAAGGUCUCUCCUGCCAGUUUUGUAUUUUUAACCAAGUCCUUACGCAUUCAUACACCCUGCAGGCCAUUGUGCAAACUCGACAGCCCACUCGGGUGUAGAAUGAAAUCUGGCAGUCGGAUAUGUUAAAGUCGCGAUAGAGAUGUAUUACAGGCCAGAGGAUUCUUUCUUUUUUUUUAAUUCUUUUUUAUUUACUUAGGAUGCGUAUUGAUGAGACUAUUUACGAGCAAAUGAGUAAAAUCGUCGGAAGAUGUUUCCUGACAGUAUUUUGACCAGUGUCGACUACCAGAGCUCGAUUCGUCGACCCUCGGCGGGUCCCGAGGUCGAGGACUCGUCCAGAGUUUCCCUCCUGUGAACUUUUAAUUUUACGUCAACUUUACGUUUAACUUUACGUUAAGAGUGCCGCCCCAUGAUAACGAACUCUCGACCGACUAAGACGGUGCAACGAAUUUUAUUCCGAUGAUCGUUUUACUCCUGAUUAAUGGAAACUACGCGUACUUGCUUAAAUAAUAGGGCCAGUAUUGUCCGCGACAUGAGAGUAGGUAUAAGCAGGAUUAAGACAACGAUAUGAGAGUAAGUCUUUACUGUAAUAAUUACGACGUGGACCACGAUGAUAGAAGUCGAUUAGAUACGCGCGUCACUUGAUUAUCCACCUUCCUGCGCCGAUAUCAGACAACCUGCCGAUAGCAGUGAAUAGAGAUCCGUGUCAUCCUUUUCUCCGUUAUCGCGAGUUCUGCCCUUCUAAUUACCCCCCCGACGAUUAAACGUCUAUCAGUUACCAAGCACGGAAGCGAAUAAUUGCGGACGAUAAUGUCAUUACGGAUAUGUCACAUCGGAGUACAAAUAAAAGCCGAGAAUAUUA
Molecule: messenger RNA, 6300 nt
Organism: Orussus abietinus
Lineage: Eukaryota; Metazoa; Arthropoda; Insecta; Hymenoptera; Orussidae
Product: fibrillin-1
Exons: 13
Coding region: 260-5194 (1644 amino acids)
Molecular function (GO): calcium ion binding
Source: RefSeq, a predicted model, not a curated record